AUGUUUCGAUUUUACAAACUUUAUUCGCUCUAUCUGAACAAAAUGUCACCAAUGGAGUGGUGUCUGUGCGAGAAGCUGCCCCGCGCCGUUCUUCACAUACCGCUGACAGCGGACAAGAAGUGCGAUCUUUGCGGUCUGCCGCGUCGUCCACGCAGCGGCAACAGCUCCUCCAGCGAUGAGGAAGGCGAGCGUCGCCAGCGGAUGCUCGCCGAGCGGCGACGUGCAGAGGAAGCGUGCAAAGGCAAGGUGCGAGUGAAGGUCGCCAUGAGCGCAAAGAAGCCCAAGCCGAGCAAGACUUGCGGCAAAUGUGGUGGCACCCAAAAGCUGGCAACGUGCCAAGUCAAUGAGAGCAAUGUCAACCAUAAAGUAUACGCUGGACGCUUUGGACACUACAAGAAACCCAAACGGCUACCCAUGGGCAGUAUGGCUGGACAGACAUCCCGCGGCGAAGCAGGCGGAGCAGAGCCAAACGGGCUACUACAAGAGAAGCCGCAGCAGCAGGAGGAGCUCCCACCACGUCGUUCAAUACCCAAUACCAGAACGCACGAAUCGCUGUGGGAACCGACCUCGGAUAUGCCCCGCCUAGUGGCCAUGGCGCACGAGGUAUUUAAUCGGCCGAUGCACAUGCGCCAACGCUAUUAUUCUAGUCUGUUUGUCAGCGACUUUAUACCGUUGACAAAGCCGAUUACGGAUCGAACUUGCGGCGCCAUAUCAAAGCGCAGAACGGGCGGACGAGCGUUCAUGGAGCAUCGCAGUCGUCCAUUGCCGCCACUGUCCAAGGUGCUGGCAGAUAUGCGCGAAAGUCGUGAACGUGAAGAGGAGUUGGAAGCAAACAUGAGAGCUAGUGGCGGUGGUUUGGCACAACCUACCACUUCGAUACCAAGCAGUGCAUACUCCACACAAUUCCUGCCAUUCAACAGCUACGAAGGACCCUCGGAGGAUGCUCUGGUAGUGCAGAGUGCACGCUCUUUGCUGUCGCGACCAAACUCGUUGCACAUAACGCCACGCACCGACCUGCCCUGCACUCGUCUGCCCACCUUUGAAUCGGAGAGCAGUAGCAACUGCUCCUCACCCUCUAAGGGCAUGCAAUCUGCAGAGCAGUCGGAAAUCUUUUGCCCCACGCAGCAGUUCUACUUCAUGCGCAACUCUGCGCCACUAAACGAUGAGCUCCUUAAAGCAGCCAACCAUGCCCGAGCUUCGACCAGCAGCAGCAGCAGUAGCAGCGAAAGCUCUCCACAGCUAAGGACCGCUCCUCGGUGCAGCAGUUCCACCCUUCUUAUGAAGCAGUGCGCUCUAAGUACGGCCAAGAAACCGCUGAUCUCUCUGCGCGUGCGCGGCGGACAAUGCGCGACGACUUCCAAUAUAUACUUGUCAAGUGACGAUGCUGAAGCGAUGCACAAAAAAUGGCAGUUUCCCGAACCAAAAGCCAACCCAUCGAAGUCAAAUUCGCUUUUGGGAAAGCUAGACUCAAUUUGGAUGCUAAAUAAAUCGAAUAGUUAUUCAAAGACUGGCGAGGACAAUGGUAAAAAAAAUCAUGUGCGGUUCGCUGACGAUCCAGUCUUUAUUUUUCCCCAUGAGCCGGACUCGUUAGAGCCACAAAAGCCUCUAAAAUCCAUCUCUCUAUUAACUAAUAAGUUUAUAAGUCAUACUGAUCUUGAGACUGAACAGCAGCGCUGCUUAAACCUAAUGCAUACCGAUUCAUUAAAGCGUGAUAGCUCCGUGGUACGAAGAGACUUGAAUCAUCUGUUGGAAAGCCUAAAUCUAAACGAUAGAUAUGAGGUGGAGGACAGCAAUCUGCAGACGCAAGUCACUCUACUAGAAGAUGAACCGUCAGACCUUGCCACUCCUGAUGAUUCGAAGGGCUUGGAACACCUAAUGUCGCGUUUAAACAUAAAGGGCUGCACAGAUACUGUAAACAGCAGUAUGGAAAUGUCCACAGAAAACGAAGUUUCAAAUCAUCAUACCCCCUCAGUUGGCCAAACGAAUUUGGAGCAAAUGUUCUCGGAUUUGCGCAUUGCGGAUUGCAACAAAACUGAGGACAGCAGCAUGGAAACGGAAGUUACGCCACUGAGAGCUGACGAUGGACAUGAUUUUGAGAUAAAGGAACAGCCCGAUGGGGUAGGACACUAUGUAGUUUUAAGUGAAAUUUCAAACGAUUUGCCUGUAAAUCUGACAAAUAAAUUAAACGAUGAUGAAUGCUAUCCAAAAGGCCUUUCUCCUGGGAAGCAAGAAUGCAGAAUUCAUAAGCUUGCUAUGGAGAAGCUGGUAAGGAAGCCUAAUGGGAAGCUAUCAAAGCAGCUAAGCCCCUCCAUGUGGUCGCAAUUCGUAGAUUUGUUUACGCCACGCAAGAGAACAUCGUGUAAUAGGUGUGGUAUGAAAAAAUCAAAAGAAAAUAGCACACUUUCCACAAAAAUCUGUCCAAUUGUGCCAAAAAGAAAUCAAUGUACAUCAAUAGAGUUGUCUGAUGCAAGAACAGUUGCCCCAAAGACCAGCUUAUAUAGUUUAAAAAUCGCGACAGCAAGAACAAACAUACGCACUCCGCCGCCAAAGAAAAUUAAAAUAGCUGCCGAACCAGCAGAUUCAAAUGAGACGAGCACCAACGAAAGCUAUCGAACCUGCCCGGAUUCAGUGGCGAUGCCCCAAAAAGAUGCGGAAAAAGCAUAUCCCGAGAAGUACAGUUUUACAAAAGUAAAAAUGAAUCGGUAUCCAACCACUGCCACAGUGAAGCCCAGAACUGUGAAACCGCCAAAGCCGCUUAAAAAGAGGAAAUCCCUGAAGGAAAUGAAAACGAAACCCCUAGAGACACAAACCUGGCACUUUGUCAAAAUUAUUGAGACGGUGCACCACAAAUGUACCGAAAUAUUUUUCCCCAAAAUGUUGGCCUUUGUCAGGGAUAUAAUAUCCACAACGGCUACUGCGACAUGGCAGUACAAGGAAUACAUUUCAGGUGAGUCCACCUUAGAUUUUUAUGAAUUCCGUGCACCGGACGUAUGGCUGAACGACAUUAAGGUUGACGAAGCUGAAAACGAUCUUAAAAACAGAGCCCGCCAGUUAGGCAGAUAUUUACUAAAGCAACAACAGAACCGUCAAAUGGAGCAAACGGGCUUUGAGAAUGAACUAUUCGAGACUUGGAUGUCGGCAGAUAAACGGAGAGCGACUAUGGUGGAUAAGGAAACUCAGCUAGGGUCGGAUUGUUCUUCAACUUAUCAGGUACCUGGAAAGAGGACGAAACAAGACCAAAGUAAAUGCAGGAGUCGUAAGAAAUCCAAGCCUGAGGCUCCUGUUUGGCCCGCACAUCCAUUUAGGCACAAAAAACGUCGCGUCACUAAAGUAGCAUCCAGUGUUGGCUCCUACGCUUCCGAUGAGGACGACGAUAAAGACACCUUUGAGAGUAGUCGAGUACAAUCUAUUCCCGAUUAUAAAUUACCUGAUAGUUUUAAGAAGCCAUUGCAACUCAUUACGACCGAUGUACGCCUAUCAAUGACGAAGACCUUGCAGAGUGUUAAUAAUAAGGGCAUACAUGGUUUAGAACCAGCCGAAUACACACGCCAAGAAGACUCCUUUGAUGAUAAUCGACUUAGCGCCACACCGGACAGCAUUUCGGAUCCUGAAUCACCAAAUACUUUUAAAAAACCAUUGCAGCUGAUUUCGACAAAUGUACGGACGUUCAAGAUUUCAAAAAAGAUUUUAGAACCGAUCCAAUACACACCCCAAGAGGACAACUAUAGCUUGCUGCAACAACAAUUAAAAGAGAGCAUGUUGAAACCCAUUCACCUAAUAACGUCCAUUGGGGUUACUGUGCCCAAAAGCGCGAGGCCCGCAGAGACCAUUAGACCUACAAUUAAAGCUUUCCAAUCAGAUGGAAGUAAGACGCAUUUGCUGAGUGAAAUCAUCCCCGCACCAGAAACUAUGAAUGGCCAACGAUUUCAACAGAAUUUGCAAACCUCGAGUUGGCAAAUGAUAGCUUUGGAGGCCACAUCGGAAAGAUUUGAGAACAACAUUAAUUCAUGUCAGCAUGCAUGUCCUGUCCAUAACUGCACAGCUCUGCUAGGUCCUGAUACAUUCUCCACCCACUUCAUUCAAAUGCACAGAUACAAAGGCACUUCCCUACAAGAGUCCUACCAUCGGGUACUGCAGGGAUAUCCCCGACAAUUCACAUUCGACAGCCAACACUUGACUGAAGAGAAUAGCUUUAUAGCUCUCUUAAUCUACAGCCGAGUUACGAAUGGGGGAGAGCAGUCUUCAAGUCUGCAUGACCAGCCUUACGUUUUGAUAGGUGCCUUUGGCGAAUUUCCGAACCUCUCUUUAAACCAGGAGUGUUCCCUAGCGAUGGUUUUCUGGUUGGUUGGGUAUACUACACCAGUACCACUGAACGCUACGUUAACAGUGCACAGUCCUUGUAAUGGUGUAGGACGUAGCAGAAAUAUUCUACCUAUAGGUGUAAAUGCAACGCAAGAUCCACGUCGGUUUGUUAAAGGAUCCAAGGACUAUUUUUUACUCAGAACAUCAACAAAAAACCAUGGCCUUUUACAGAUCAGCAUAGUUAUGAAGGAGCAAAGCGAAGCGUCGGAACUCUUAGGACAUUAG
Molecule: messenger RNA, 4587 nt
Organism: Scaptodrosophila lebanonensis
Lineage: Eukaryota; Metazoa; Arthropoda; Insecta; Diptera; Drosophilidae
Exons: 3
Coding region: 1-4587 (1528 amino acids)
Source: RefSeq, a predicted model, not a curated record